Molecule: messenger RNA, 1962 nt
Organism: Podospora pseudocomata
Lineage: Eukaryota; Fungi; Ascomycota; Sordariomycetes; Sordariales; Podosporaceae
Product: OPT superfamily
Exons: 3
Coding region: 1-1962 (653 amino acids)
Cellular component (GO): fungal-type vacuole membrane
Molecular function (GO): oligopeptide transmembrane transporter activity
Source: RefSeq, a predicted model, not a curated record
AUGGAUAUUGCCCAACCUGACGACGAAGAGAACCAAAACCAUACAACUCCACAUUUCACAUGGCGCGCCGUCCUAGCUGGACUCAUAAUUGGUUUUUUCAUCAAUCUUUCCAACACUUAUUAUGGCCUGCGAAUCGGUGCCGCCAGCCAGAUGUCGAUCGUUUCGGCGCUCCUCGGCUUCGUCACUUUUCAAUUCCUACAGCGUUAUCUUCGAAUUUCUCUUAACCCCUCAGAAAAUUCCCUGCUUCUCAGUGUCUCCACAUCCGUAGGGUGCAUGCCCGUCGCAGCUGGCUUCAUCAACGUCAUUCCGGCGCUAGAGUUUCUGCUCAGCUCAGAAGAGAAGGGACCACUUCUACUAAGCGCCAAAAGUCUCAUUGUGUGGUCUAUUGGGCUUUGCUCCUUUGGUCUCCUAUUUGCUGCCGUAUUUCGCGACCAUUUUGUCGUGCAAGAAAAAUUGCCGUGGCCUGGGGCAAAACGUGCAGCCAAUCUCAUCAACUCACUUUAUCACCAGAAUCCGCAGCCGAGCAUGGGCCACCAAAGCGCCAGAGACGAGGCAAAUAGACAGCCCGACAACGAAGAAGACACAGAUCACAGCAGUUUUGCUAGAGAGGAGCAAGCACUUCUCACUCCCCAACCCACUAUCGAUGGGUUUCGGUGGGAUCGUGGCAUGCAAAGCCUCUUCCGAGGAACUCUCCUCUCCUGGGGCCUUGGUAUGAUUGUUUACUUUGUUCCGGUCUUGCGCGAGAUCCCAGUCUUUGGGCGCACUGCGUCCAAGAACUGGUUGUGGUCUGUUGAUCUCUCUCCGGGAUUUUUUGGCCAGGGCAUGAUGACAGGUCCUACCGUUCCGCUACAUACGAUGAUGGGUGCCGUUGCUGGCUGGGGAACUUUGUCACCGUAUGCAAAGAAACAAGGUUGGGCCCCGGGCAAUGUUGAUGACUGGGAAAACGGAGCAAGGGGCUGGAUAAUCUGGGUCGCUCUGGCCUCGCUACUUGCUGACGCAUUCGUCAAACUCGGGUGGUUUACCUGGCGGGAAGUUGUCCAUUUUAGCGACGACACAGCAAUUAUGGAUGGAGAAAAUGAAAAUGAGAUCAACACCGGCCAUAAUUACCCAUCAUCGAUAAUCGGAAGAAGACGGUUGAUUUUCUACUUCUUGGUGUCGGCUAUAAUCUGUGCAGUAAGUGUGCAUGCUACUUUUGGCUCUGUCGUGCCAUGGUACUACACUGGUUUGGCUCUCACUUUGGCCCUUCCUACAGCGGUAGUCGGGAUCAGGUCUAUUGCAGAAACUGACCACAACCCCGAAUGCGCUUUAGUAUCACACCUUGUAUUUGGGACAUUUCUAUCCUCUUCGAAUCCUAACGCAAUCCUCAUCGACCUCUUCUCUGCAGCAAUCUCACAGGCUGGUGCAAGCCAGUCAGGAGACAUCUCCCAUAACUUCAGGAUUGGACAGCUUGUUGGAUCAAGCCCAAAAGUUCAGCUUCAUGGACACAUAAUUGGGUCAAUUCUUGGCGCGCUCAUCUCGUGUGGUGCCUACAGAUUGUACGCGUCGCAACAUUCGAUUCCAGGGCCCCUAUUCAGAAUCCCUGCUGCAUUUCUAUUCAUAAACACGGCAAGAGUGGCGAUAGGCCAUGGUCUUCCAGAAGGUGUCGCCCCAUUCGCAAUAGGGGCAGCAGUGUUCUCUGGCAUGAGCACCAUCGUCAAGAUGAGAUAUGCAAAUCGGUGGUGGCAGACGUUUAUUCCCACGGGUGUUUCCUUUGCAAUCGGGAUUUACAACACGCCAUCCUUCACGAUCACCCGCAUAAUGGGGGCUGUGUUCUACUGGGCAUGUGCAAAUUUCGGGCGUGAAAAGGGAAGGAAGAACAAUGAUUUGCUCGUGCUCGCCAGUGGGCUUGUUUUGGGCGAGUCCGUCGCGAGCCUCACAGGUCUUGUUUCUACGAUGAUGUUUAAAAGGUUUGGUGGGCACUAA